Molecule: messenger RNA, 905 nt
Organism: Ostrea edulis (European flat oyster)
Lineage: Eukaryota; Metazoa; Mollusca; Bivalvia; Ostreida; Ostreidae
Product: ribonuclease Oy-like
Exons: 10
Coding region: 105-863 (252 amino acids)
Biological process (GO): RNA catabolic process
Cellular component (GO): extracellular region
Molecular function (GO): ribonuclease T2 activity; RNA binding
Source: RefSeq, a predicted model, not a curated record
CAAGAAUGAAAGAGGCCCGCGAUAAAGCGCCGUGACAUGGUAUUAGACAUGCAUAUGUAUCUCCUUAUCAUUGUUCGCAGGACUGAGUCAAGGAAGGCCCUAGAAUGCAUGCGGUGUUGUUGAUUGGAUUGUGUGCUGCGGUGUCGGCCUACACUGAAGACUGGGAUAUAUUCACGUACACCCAGGAGUGGCCUGUUGCUGUCUGUAUCAAUGGUAGAGAGGAGCAUCACACCUGUUCAAUUCCACAAGACGUGACGGGAUGGGGGAUACAUGGAAUGUGGCCUACGAAGACGGGAACACGAGGACCCACAAGCUGUGGUACACAGCCCUUCGACCAGAAUGCCAUCUCGGCCAUUUUGCCAAAAUUGAAGCUUCUGUGGCCAAACAUGUACUCUGAUUCAUCUGAAUACAGCUUUUGGGAGCAUGAAUGGAGUAAACAUGGGACGUGCGCCAGUUCACUCAACUCGACGUCUACAGAAUAUAAAUAUUUCUCCAAGGCUCUGGACCUUUACACUCGAUUUAACGGACAGACAUUACUAGGUAAACAGGGCAUAGUACCAAGUUCCUCUGCAACAUACAACAUAAAACCGACUGAAGCAGCACUGAAGAGAGAGCUGGGUGUUAACGCACUAGUGCAAUGUACAUACGACCACGACACCAGGAGACAAGUAAUAUACGAAAUCGAAAUUUGCCUGAAUAAGAGCUUCGAGCCUGUAGACUGUUACCCGGAUGAUGACAACACUUCCGGAAAAAGAAGCCACCAUCAUAAAUAUACAAGCCAUCCUGAGAGUUCGUGUCCGGAGAGCUACGGGUUUCACUAUCCACCUCUUCCCGGGGUGUAUACCAAUCCGAACGCACAUUAAAUGUUUUCAUGAUUAUCAAAAUAAAAUUUUAGUGGGAGGCCA